This is a messenger RNA of Alnus glutinosa, 1289 nucleotides long. Its product is annotated as histone H3-like centromeric protein CENH3. Gene Ontology annotation, molecular function: structural constituent of chromatin; DNA binding; protein heterodimerization activity. The coding region runs from base 494 to 952 and encodes 152 amino acids. NCBI's taxonomy places the organism in Eukaryota, Viridiplantae, Streptophyta, Magnoliopsida, Fagales, Betulaceae. The record is from RefSeq and is a predicted model, not a curated record. Gene Ontology annotation, cellular component: nucleosome. The transcript has 8 exons.
CUUCUCCUACCUUUGGUAGCCAAGAGAUUUGCCUAAAAGGUGAGAUUGCUCCCGGAAUCCCACCGCGGUGACGUGGCACGCCCAAUUAUAAAACGAAAUUCAAAAUACAUUUCACAUCCCGCUCAACAUUUUCGAGACCUCUUCUAAGCGUAAAAAACCUGGCCCCCAUUUCGCUCAGCCACUGUUAUUGACAGUCAACAACCACUCACUGCGGGUGACGCAACGGAGGUAGAUAGCCGUUGUUCUCUCCCUCACGCACAUCCCUGCGAAACGGGACAGUCACCAUUUCUGGGAUUCCAAAUCUGGCGUCGCCGCACCAACACCACAAGCCGCUGAGGAACUCCAACAUCCACAACCACCGCACGCCGCCUUCUAAAGCAAGCCAAGCCAAGCCGAAACUAUAAACUCUGGAAACCACCCAAAAAAAAAAAAAAAAAAGACGACUGAGAGAGAGAGAGAGAGUUGAACUCACCGCUCGCCAUUUCGUUAUCAAAUGGCGAGAAUCAAACAUCCAGCUAGCAGGAAAAAAUCAGUUUCUGGAAGGCCGUCAUCAGCAUCACCUGGUCCGAAGACGCCUCCUGGUGGAAGCUCAAACAUAACUGAAAGGGGUUCUCCACAAACUCCGAGAACACAGAGCCAGAAAAAGAAGCGACGCUACAGGCCAGGAACAGUGGCUCUUCGUGAGAUUCGUCAUUUCCAAAAGACUUGGAAGCUGCUCAUUCCAGCUGCUCCUUUUAUUAGAGUUGUAAAACAAAUAACCUUUCAAUUCUCUCAUGAUGUUAGUCGUUGGACAGCUGAAGCUUUAGUAGCACUACAGGAGGCAGCAGAGGAUUUUUUGGUCCAUUUAUUUGAAGAUGGAAUGCUAUGCGCAAUUCAUGCGAAGCGUGUAACUCUGAUGAAAAAGGAUUUUGAGUUAGCACGUCGGCUUGGAGGGAAAGGAAGGCCCUGGUGAGAGUAUUAUACCAGUAACCAGAAUCAUCGUAACUGAUUGUAACCAUUAUAAUGUGAAUUUGCACUUUUUCUUUGAUGGAAGUUACCUUGUUUUAGUUUGAGUACUGAGAAUUAGGAAGUAGGAAGCAUUCUCACUUUCUUUGACAGGAUGCAUAAUCAUCAAGUGUAGUUGUUUGAUCAUUAAGCAUAUGAUGGGAUGCUGGCCUGUAAGAUUCCAAGUAAAGUUAGGGAGAUGACAUACAGAUUGGAAUGGCAAAAACGUUAUGGCCGCCAUUUGUGUAUUAUACAGAUGAUGUCUUACACCAUUCAUUUGAUCAAUUUUUAGUUUUUCAGCAGAA